AUGGCUCGGCAGAACUCACCAAAUGAUGGAAUGUUCAAUGAAAUAAACCGUAUUAAAGGACAACAGACAAUGCUAUAUGAUGCGCUCGGAAUACCUUUUCCGGUGAAUGAGAUUGAUGAUUAUUACCACCCUCAAUUUAUAAGUUCCAAUGUACACGAGGUUACAAAGACUUUGGACAUCAGAGAUGGCGAUAUUAUGCUUUGCUCAUACCCUCGAUCAGGUCAACACUGGAUAUGGAACAUCAUUUACAGAUUGACACAUGGAAUGGAAGAGGCACCCAAGGGUCACGAAGAGUUUUGUAUGCCGGAAUUAGUAGGUCAUGAUCUUGAUAAGGUUCCAUCACCUAGAAUACUACGCACUCAUCAACUGCCAGAUACUCUACCUAAAGAUAUAUGGAGAAAGACGUGUAAGGUUAUAAAUAUCGUUCGCCAUCCUAAGGAUGUGGCAUAUAGCUUAUUCAAACACCACUCGACCUGGGAACCAUAUGGGUAUGAUGGAACUUGGGAAGGAUAUUUACCCAUGUUUCUUAAAGAAGAAGUUGCAUGGAAUGGAUUGUUCAAACAUAUAAUAGCCUACAGCAAGAAAGCAGAAGGAACAAACAUUAUGUGUAUCACGUUUGAGGAAUGUAAAACGGACACCCUUGGGACAAUAAAGAAAUUAGCCAAAUACAUAGGCCACGAAAGGAGUGAAGAUGAUUACAAACAAUUGAUAGAAGCCACGCGUAUCGAAGCAAUUCAAUCGAGGAACAGAGAAUACGAUCCUCUUUCAAGAGGUGAUCGGGGAAGGGAUGUCAUGUUCAGACAAGGUAAAAUUGGAGAUUGGAAGAAUCACUUUACUGUAUCUCAAAACGAGGUGUUCAAUAAAGUGUACAAGGAGAAAAUGAAGGGCAUACCAUAUGUGUAUGACAACAUUCUAGACAUUUAACAAAGCGAUGUGUUUGUCUGAGAAUCUACUUCCACAAAUUUCACCAGAUCUACUGACCAAAUGAUCAUGAACAGUAUACUCAUAGUCUAAUGUAAAACUUUAUACAAUUGUAGACCUCUCUUGAGGUCAACUGGCAAAAUUGUAUACCAAUACUGUAAACCUUAAAAGUUAUGUUGACCGAGACCGGAGGUCGAGGUCAACAGUACAGUCAGGGUUUACUGUUGAGGUAUACACUUUGGCCAG
This is a messenger RNA of Owenia fusiformis, 1167 nucleotides long. Lineage: Eukaryota; Metazoa; Annelida; Polychaeta; Sabellida; Oweniidae. The record is from the annotation of a GenBank genome assembly.